AUGGACAUCGUGGUGGGCGCGCUGUCGAGGAAGCUCAGCGAGCUACUGGAGCAGGAGUACGCGCUGCUCUCCGGCCAUGCGCGCCGCCAUCCACCACUGUGUCUUCCUCUCGGCCCCACCGGCACCGGCGACGGCGACGGGGAGGCAAGCGGCAAGGGCGGCGACGGCAAGCUGGCCACGGCGGUGUCGUCCUCCUCGUCGACCAUCUCCACGUCGUCCUCCGCCGCGGCGGAGGUGUCCUCGUCGGCGUCCCUCCCUUCGCUCCCGUCGCUCUCGGCCGCGGCGACUGCCAGCCUCGCCGCGUCCUUCGCCCACGUCGCCACUCUCCGUCCCCUAUCCGCCGCAACCGCCUCCACGCCGUCCGCCGCGGCGGCAGGGGACACCCUCCGCGGCCGAGCCAGGCUCCGCCUCGCCGCCGCGCUCCCCACGGUCGCCGAUCGCCUCCACCGGUUCCCCGUCCCGUCCAACCACGUGACCGUCCGCCGGCACCACCGCCGGCUUGGAUAG
Molecule: messenger RNA, 507 nt
Organism: Panicum virgatum (switchgrass)
Lineage: Eukaryota; Viridiplantae; Streptophyta; Magnoliopsida; Poales; Poaceae
Product: merozoite surface protein 1-like
Exons: 3
Coding region: 1-507 (168 amino acids)
Source: RefSeq, a predicted model, not a curated record